GUAUGGCGGUAUAUUAGUGCCAAAAUUCUAACAUGCUAUCGUCUAACUUCUAACGUGCUAUCGUCUAACUUCUAACGUCUAUUCGUGUAACUUCUUAUCUAAGACAAUGUAUAUUCUAAUUUCUUCAUUUGUUCCUCGUAAAUGGGGCCUUCUAAUCUUGCAAUUUUUAUUCUAUUUCAUGUUAUUUCUAUUAUUGUAAGGACAAAUUUUCAUUUCAACAACGCUUAACAUGUUUAGAAUGAACAUUGAACAAAUUAAGAAUUUGAUACGUCCACCUAGCAACCGUCAUUAUGACAUCGUUUGGUGUCGCCACUGUAUGCGCAGCUAUCCACGCAAUUACUGCUCACGGCCGGAAGUUUAUACUGUUUUACGACAACAAUUACGAAUAACGGCAUUGGCACAACCGGCUAAAAGAUGUCAGAUUCAAUUGCCAAAUCGAAAGCUCUGAAUCUUUUAAAGCAGGCCGCACAGGCACUUACCGAAGUAUCAGAAUCCCAACAAACAGAUAAUAUUAAGAAUAAUAAACCCGAAAUACAUGUACCAACCUCACAUGCUCCACCCAUGGCAUCAGAAAUCAAGAAGCUUUUUUCCCCGUACAGUAGUUACAGCAGGCCUGGCACUAGGCCUAGUACUAAGAAACAUUUCCCUGCCACUGUCACUUCAGUCAGUGGGCCUGUGAGUUUUUGGACGCACAGGUUCUCUGUAAUAAUUGACAAAGACCAGAAUUUUGUACCUACUAGAGAACAAAAGAAAGAAUCAUUUGAAAAUGGACUGGGUGAGAAAAAAGUAACAUUUGAAAAAAAUGACAACCCUCUGUACUUUAAAGAAAAAUUGGAAAGUGUAUUUCCGGCACUCAAGUCCUGCGGUGGAUAUGAACUUCUGCGAACAGACUUUGGCAGCAGAUCGUCUUUGGAACUAAUGAUUCAGCCAUCUACGGGCUUCCACACAAACUAUUUAGCAAAUGAGAGCUGUUUGGGCCAAGCAAUGUGCUAUGCAAGGCCAAUCCAAAGGAAUUUGGCCUUUGCCAGUGUAUCUGUAGAAGGUGAUGACUUGUCUCAGGGACCAACUGAAGUAUGUGUAAUAUGCAAUGAUGAAAUACCCUUAAAGAAUUUGAGGAGGCAUGUAGAGGAUUGUGAUAAAAAUUGUAACAAUGAUGAUAAUGACCUAGAUAUUUUACCAGAGAUCAAUUUUAAGCCAAUGAAGAAGUCGCAACAACCAAUAUGCAAGUAUACUUGUGUACCGAAUCAACUAUGUUCAGUGUCCGCUGUGUCAAGACAGUUUUAAUAAAGAUGUCAUAGAAAUUCAUUCUUCAACCUGCAAUGGUCUGAGUGAAAGUGCUGGGGAGAAUGACAAACAAUCAGAAGUUGUGACUGCCUUAAGUAUAAGAAGCGAAGAUGAAAAUGUACAUCGUGAACGGUGCCUAAAAGAAACACUAUUGGAAAUGUGUGAUAUAAAAAGUCCGGAUCUCAUUAUAAGUACAUAUAGCAAGAAAUUUAUUAGAGGGAAGAAAAUGGAUGUACUUGAAGAAGAUUAUGACAGCAAGGAGAAUACAGCUUUUGAAAUAUUCAUAUCACGUGAUGAUAUUUUUAAUGACAUGUUAUCAGAGUUUUCCAGAAAUGUAGAUAUAUCCUAUUUGCUAGACGUCACUUUCAUUGGUGAAGAGGCAUCUGACAUGGGAGGACCCAGACGAGAAUUUCUUACAUUAGCUCUGCAAGCCAUUAAAGAAAGAUUGAUAAAAGAUGGCUAUUUAGUAUCUGAGAAGGAUAUUGGACAUGAAGCAUACUUGACAUUGCUUCACAAAAAGGCUUUUGAAAUUGCUGGAAUUGUUGUUGGAUUGUCUUUAUUAGAAGGUGGACCAGUGCCUUAUUUGUUAAAUGAUCCAAGGGGAGUUCUUCUGACCCCAGACACACAAGAAAUGAAACAAUUUAGUAUUGGAUUGAAAAGAAUUGGCAUUUUGCAGUUGUGCCAAAUUAAGAAAGAUCUAAUGUCUUUGUUCGACAUGAAUAAUGGGAAAACUUUGCUGCUGACCUACCCAACAUUAGUUAAGUUGUUAAAAGUAAAAUUUUCUGAGGAAGGUUCGAAUGGGUAUAUCCAAGAAAAGAGUAUGUACAGAUUCUUCCUCGACUACAUGAAGGAGGUGGCAGCACACAGACGAGGAAGUAUACAACUAUCAGACAUACUUAAAUUUAUUACAGGUAUAGAUCAAGUACCAAUUCUGGGCUUUACAAACACUCCGACAAUUGAAUUUACCGCCAGUGAUACUCUAUUGCCAACAAGCAGUACAUGCACGUGUACUCUUAAUCUAUCUAGGAAGUGCGAUGUUACAAAAGACAUAGUGUUUAAUAUGUUUGAUUAUGCAUUUGCUAAUAGUUAUUUUGGUCUAGUUUAAUCAGUGUACUGGAAAACAAAAUGACUGUCUGAUUUUGUGUACAUUUGGUUUAUUUUAAGUUUUACUAUUUUAAAUUCUUCCCAUAAUUUGGCUUAUUAUUGAAUUUGAAAAGUACCAAUGUUUUGAUUUUUUGUGCCUAUAUGUCGCAUAUUGUUAUCACCCUGUUUUUAUGGUCAUGAGUAACGAAGCCUUUUAAUUUUCACAAGUAUCUAAUACAAGUAAAUUUUUUGGAAAAUUACUUCAUGGGUUUGUUACUCUUGAUCAGUUUUUAAUGUUUGUAAAUCAUCCAUGGGAAUAUUUUUCGUUACUUGCCAACCUGCACAUAUCUUUAUUAAUUUUUGUACAUUUGUCUUGUGGUGUUUGUCAUUCAUUUCAUCAAUCUAUUGAAAUUCAUUUAAUCAAUCUAUUGAAAUUGAUUUAAUCAAUCUAUUGAAAUUCUCAUAUUAUUCUUUAGAAACAUUUCUGAGUGUCCUGACAGCAUGAAAAUAAAUGGUUUUUAGUCAA
Molecule: messenger RNA, 2893 nt
Organism: Patella vulgata (common limpet)
Lineage: Eukaryota; Metazoa; Mollusca; Gastropoda; Patellidae
Exons: 11
Coding region: 1442-2389 (315 amino acids)
Molecular function (GO): ubiquitin-protein transferase activity
Source: RefSeq, a predicted model, not a curated record